GACAUGCCGCAUACGUGAACAGCGAAUACUCUUUGACUAAAACCUACUUUGUGUUUUUUUUUUUGUUUUGGUAAAUAUAACCUAUGAAACGUAAACCUCCUUGGAACCCUGUAGCUUUUGUGAAUAACUUGUUUUUUUGUUCUUAAUUUAAUUGUACAUAGUUUAUAGUGGUUCUAUUCAAGUUUGUUUAUAUUUUUUUUUAUCCAAAGCAUAGAGCACCGACCAGACGGCGUUCCAAAUUUAAACGCGCUAUAUUAGAACUAAGUGAUGUGUUGAAUGUAAUCGUAGAAGAAUUCUAGUUCCAUAUUUAAAUUUGUCUAUAGACUAAGUGUAAGUUUAUGUCUGUUAUAAAUAAUGGGAAAGAAAAAGAAAUCGGGCGGGAGAAAAGGAGCUAACAGUUUCUUUCGUUGGAUAAGAAGCGAUUUACCUGAUGAAGAAGAUAAGAAAUCGCCCGUUCUUUUGUUAGGAGUGAACAAGUUAUCGGAUUCUCCAUUUUUCCUGAGAAGAAGACUCACAGACCCUCACUCAUCAGGAUCAAUUAGAUUCUUCCGCCCGCCAAAAUCAAAGUAUACGAGGGGUCUAAAUGGCGAUGAGAGAUUGGAAAAGAUUAGACAAGAUCUUCUGGUUCAUAAGAACAAACCAGACACCUACAUUCCAAAACCUGAGGUCUCAAUAGAACCGGAAACUAAAGGGCCUUGUAUUAAACUAGGCUGCGUCGGUAACUGCAUCUGUGACAGGAAGAAAUCUUCGUCCAACAGAGGCUCUUUUUCAUUUCAUAGGCCAGAAAACAGACAGCCUUCUCUAUGUCCAUCAGAACCCUAUGGUAGAGCUGAAAGUAGAGACAACACAGAAAACGACAUAGAGUUCAAAUAUACGGAACACAUUCCAGAUGUACAACCCUCAAGCAGCAAGCAAAACUCAUACAACGUGACACCGAAGUCCACUGAACGAAGACACAUACUUCUUUCAAACUUGAAUGAGAGAUUCCGCAAAACCCUCAGCUUAGAUUCAAGGAAGAUCGAAACAAAUCGAGUGCUGAGUCUGCCACAGGAACCUAGACCAAAAUCUCUAGUUAAUACAGAUAACAUUUGCGUACAAUACUCGUCGAAAGAUCCCUUCAUUCCGGCUAAUUUAGUAAAAACCAGCCAGCCGAAGAAGAAACGCAAAUCGUUCUUUUCUUUAGACACAUUCUUUGAUUCAAAAAGGUCAGACACGUCCUCCAUAGAUGACUAUUGUUCCUCGAAAUAUAAGCGUUUUGAACUAGAAAGUGAUGACUCUCCAUUGUUCAGACGUGAAAGACCAAGAGAAAGGACACCAGAUCUUCUUAACCUACCUGUAAUCAUAGAUUCCGUGCGAAAAAAGCAAUCAGACACAAAGAGGCAAUUGGAGAAAUUAGAAAACCAUUUUUAUAAGAGCCUGGACAAACGCACAGUUAUUGACGCCGUACCAGCCGAUGCGACAGAGGGACCGAGCGGUAUCAACCAUCUGUACGACGAGGAAGUAGAGUAUAUAGAACCGAUACGAAGCACCUUCACCAGCCAGAGCACCUUGAUACUAGACAAAAACACAGACACGCUGAAACAAGACUCCAUACUGACGAUAAACACGGAGGAAAUUGACAUAAAACUACCAAGUUCAACAGUGUCGCCAGCCUCAAACAAAAUAGAAAAUGACAUAGACAGUAUCGGGGCUUACGAAAUAGAAGUCAAGGAGUGCGAUCUGAAGUGCACUAAGAACUUGGUUGUCAAAGUUAUGGACAAAUCUGUUGACUCGAUUGGAAGUUGUUCCUUAGAUGUCGAUGCUAGUACGGACUUCUCAGAUACUACAUCCGGAAGCUUGAAUCUCCUUACGCCUUCGUCGACGACCAGUAGGAUACGGGAUUUCACUUCCAGGAUACAGGAACGAGCCUCCAACCUCCACACAAUAUCACCGCAGGCUCCAAUAUCACCAGCCAGGACACCAGACACAACCCCAACACCUCGGAAGACUGAUCACCUCCUGAAACCUCCGCCGAAGAUAUACAUUGACACAGCGAGUCACAGGUCGAGGAGUCACUUGAAGAAACGGGACGAACUACCGCAGAAGAAGCCAAGCUACCUGAACCUAGCGUGCUCAGUGAACGGGUACACGAACCUGACAACGUACGAUUCCAAAUUGCGCCAGGACAUCAACAAGAGCCGAGAAGCUUCCCCAAUAAGGCCCAUAACACACACGUACCAGUAUAAAAGUGAGAGCAGCUCACUGUUAGUGCCGAUCCCAGUGAGCGCUAACAAACUGUUGGUACCGAAGUUCGGUCCUAAUGAUACUCGCACUGAUUUGACGCCCAAAGCGCCUUCCAAGGCGCUCACCGACCCACACAUAGCAUCCCCAUUACAUGCCUAUAUGGCAGCAGAAAAUAAACAGCUGAAGAACGACUUCUUAGGGCCAAGCAUGACGACUACCAGUCGUCAGUUUAUAUCGAAUGAGGGCAAGAACUUUGCUGCGUCUAUGUUACACCAGAAGGAUGAGGUGGAUAACGUUAAGGAAAUGACAUUCAAGUCCAGUUACUCGGAGACGAACUUCAGACAGACGGUCAGCAAUGGCAAAGAGAGCAGGUUCUCCUCUGAGUCGUAUACGAUAUCUUCGAAUGGUGUCUCCAAACGGGUCGAGAUCACCAAAGAAAACGGCGAGAAGCUGACGAGCCCCAUGAAGAGCUUCAUACAACAGCGCGUCGAACGCCUAUACGGGCCGGGAGCGCUCGCUCAAGGAUUCUUCAAUCAGAAAAGGCACAAACUGAAGAGUACAAGUGACGAUGAAGACUCGAAGGUGUUGACGGAGAAGUCAUUAAACUGCCCCAGCGAGAGAUUCGUGUCACCACGCAAAACGAACGAAAGCUUUGACAGUGAGAACAUAUGCACCAGUCCCACGAAUGAUACAACAGUGCUGCCUGUACUCAGGCAUCUCAGGCCCGAAUUUCGAGCCCAACUGCCAGUGCUCUCACCGCGGAAGAGCUUGAAAUCCGAUCUCUCGCCUCAGAAGCUGGAACAAGACAUUCCGGAAGCGAAAAAGACUGAAUUGGUCGAAACCAGCGAAGUGACCAAUGGCCUAUCUGUGAUAGAUUUAAACAAACCAGUGAAAGAAAAUUGUGAAAGUGAAAAAGUUAACGGUGAUGUGGUUAAAGAUGGACAUUACUUCUUGGAUUUGGAGAAGAAGGAAACUGAAAGGUUGAUUGCUCUGGCCGUGGGCGCUGAAAAGGAGUUAGAGCACUUGCAGAAUGUUGACAAUGUAAGUGAAGAAGUGCUGGGCUUCCUCCGAGCUGCCUCUGGCAAGGCGAGGCUGUUGGCCACACAGAAGAUGCAGCAGUUUGAAGGUCUCUGCUACAAUCACAUCAACGAAAGCGGCAACGAGCCGUUCCCAACAACACUGGAAGACCUGCAAGGUUUCUGGGACAUGGUGUGCCUUCAAGUUAGGAAUGUUGAGGCUUUGUACCAACAUAUUGAUGUGCUCAAAGCUAACAACUGGCAGGAGGUAUCGUCUCCAGUAAGCAAGCCUGUGUCGUCCCCGGCCAGGACUCGAACCCGUACCCCCGUAGUCAAGAAUGAAAAGGCAAGACUGGCCGCUGAGAAAAGGGAAUCUGAGAGAAAAGCCAUGUUGGAACACCGCAGGCGUGCAGCUCGUGAACGACAGCUGGCAGCUCGGGCUGGACCCUGUGCUGGAGAGAGCUCGCUCGGACAGAACGGAGAAGAGAAUAAGGAGGUAGAAAUAUUUGUAGGCAAAAAUUCAAAGUCGAAGCAGAUACAACAAGGUGACUGUCUCGGUUCGUCAUCAGAAAACUCAUUUACUCAGAGCUGAUCACUCUACCUGUGUAAUAUCCACAUUUGUAUGUCUGCAUUGUAUUACGGAAAACAUUUAAACUAAGCUUCCUGUAGACAUUCAAUUGCCAAUUAUGUUUGUAAUUAAUAGUAUUCGGUUUUAUGUCGGAACUAUCAAAAUCUUCAUCAAAAUUAUUAAUUACUUAGACAUUUUAGAGAAAAUAUUUAACCAGCAAUAUGACAGUGUAAUCGAAUGUAAUGUUUUUUUCAUACAAUAGCUAAUUUUUAAACAUGUGACGAAAUUAUUGGAAUCCUGUAUAAUGGUGUCAACAAACAUACAAAUGUAGAUACGCGCUUGUAUCGUUUAAAAAUUCUUGUAAUGUGAAAAAUUUUGCUGUAUUAUUUAGUACUUUUAUAAAAUAGAAAUACUCUCAUUACUGCCUGAUAUGCACCUGCGAUAUAAUAACAUAAUCUGUAAAAAAAAAAAAGUUAACCGUGUUAAAUAAAUGUAGGCAUUUUAGAGAACACAGUCUAUGAAAUAUGUUAAUCAGGUAUCAAUGAUGGAUUUAUGAUUGUUUAAAAAUAUAUUUAAAAAAAUAAUAAUAUUUUAACUAUUUAUGACGUAUUACGUUAAAAUUGCGGUUAUAUAUGUGCAUAAUUUAAAAUCGGAUGUAGAUAAUAACUGGGAAAGAUACUGAUUUUUAUGUAAUAUUAAAUUCAUGAUUGUACUUCAAUAGUGUUGCUAUUGCAGAAAAUACAUUACGAAAUCAAUGAAUGUAUGACAAAGGCUGAUCAGUUAUUUAUAUUGUUUUUUAAUGAUUCUUUUUUAACUAAACAUUGCCUUGCUCAUUAUUGUGAUCACCAUCAAAACGAAUUAUAAUUAAUUAAUAGAAUAUUUACUCAAUUAUCAAUUUAAGUUUAAUUUUACACUGAUAACACUGUUUAAGAUUGAUAAUAAAUUUCAAUAAAUUAUUGUUUAAAUUGAA
Danaus plexippus (monarch butterfly) is the source of this 4777-nucleotide messenger RNA. RefSeq lists its product as uncharacterized. The transcript is spliced from 8 exons. Gene Ontology annotation, biological process: signaling. Gene Ontology annotation, cellular component: glutamatergic synapse; postsynaptic specialization. The record is from RefSeq and is a predicted model, not a curated record. Bases 355 to 3831 code for a protein of 1158 amino acids. Lineage: Eukaryota; Metazoa; Arthropoda; Insecta; Lepidoptera; Nymphalidae. Gene Ontology annotation, molecular function: molecular adaptor activity.